AUGUCAUGUAGCCCCUUCUUACUUGCGGCUGUUCUGAAUCAUGUAUUAGAUCAGGUAGAAGAGCCAUUGAAAAGUCUUGCAGUGAAGAUCAAAGACUCUAUGUAUGUUGAUAAUUGCAUUGCAAGUGUAGACUCAGCUUCAGAAUUGGAAUAUUUUAGAUCUGAAUCUCAGAGAAUUUUAAAAGCUGCUAAAUUUGAUUUACGUGGCUAUGAAAAUAACUACCUACUUGAAAUGAACGAAUUUGUGCAAGAUAAUUCCAUCUGUGAAAAGGAAGUGUCCGUAUUAGGCCUAAAAUGGGACAAGCAAAAUGACACUUUAUCCUGUGAGCUGGUUAAAGAAGAAAACAAUAGUAAACCAGUUACCAAGAGAAAAAUCCUAUCUAUGGCACACCAGCUGUUCGAUCCUAUAGGGUUCACUUGUCCUAUAACGUUGAUCCCGAAACUUCUUCUACAAGAAUGCUGGAAGAUUGGAAUUUCUUGGGAUUCAAAAUUGCCCGACGAAAUAAUUAAGAGAUUCGAAAAAUGGAAAGAAGAAUUAAAAGAAUUGAGCAACUUCAAAAUUUCUCGUAGACUUUCAAACUUAAAUCUUUCUAAAUCAAGCUUAACACUUCAUAUCUUUUGUGACGCUUCCAUGGUGGCAUAUCCGACUUGCAUCUUUUUGAGGGCGGAAAGGAAUAGAAAAGUUACUUGCCAACUUAUUCAAGAAAGAUCUAGAGUUGCCCCAUUGAAAAAAGUGUCAAUACCAAGAUUAGAAUUACUUGCAUGUAACAUUGGAGCUAGAUUGGCUGAUACAGUAAAAAAGGAUUUAAGAUUGGAAGAUAUUGAAACAUUUUUCUGGAGCGACUCCAUGGACGCUCUUUAUUGGAUAAGGAAAGAAGGCCCUUGGACGAUUUUCGUAUCCAAUCGAGUUGACGAAAUUAGAAGACUUUCAAAAGCCAGUGACUGGAAGUUUGUUCCGGGAACCCAAAAUCCAGCGGAUUUGCCUUCAAGAGGUUGCACAGUUAAAACCCUAUUGAAGAGACAAUGGCACGAAGGAACAUCUUGGCUUAAAGAAUCAAGAGAAAACUGGCCUAAUUUUGAUCGAGUUCCUGAUGAAAAAAUAGUGUAUGCCAAGAAGAAGAAAAUCAUUUUAUCAUCUUCAAAUAUAAAAGAUGACGAAUUUUACAACAUAUCAUCCUACAAGAAAAUAAUCAGAAUUACAGGCUGGAUAUAUAGAUUUUUUGAAAAUUUCAGAGCAAGCAGUAAGAAAACAGGAAAAUUAUCUGUAGAAGAGUUUAUUAAAGCUGAACUCAAAAUCUUGAAAAGGGUUCAAGAAGACUCAUUCCAAGGCAAAAAAUUGAAGAGUCUGAAACUCCUGUCAAUAUUUACAGACGCUAAUGGACUUGUGAGAAUUAAAACAAAAAUCAUUAUGCGAGAAGACAAUGAAAACUUUAAAGUUCCAAUUAUUUUACCAUCUGAUCAUCAUGUUGUUAAGAGCCUUAUUUUACACAAACACCAAGAACUUGGACAUCCUGGAGUACAAUCUUUAAUGGUAGCUCUGAGAGAAGAUUAUUGGAUAUUAAAAGCUAGAAGAACUGUAAAAAAGGUACUGAAAACCUGCAUAACUUGUCAACGAUUUAAUGUGAAAAGACCUGAAAUACCAGAAGGAAUACUCCCGGAGGACAGAGUAAAAAACGCCUCAAUUUUUGAAGUUAUAGGAGUGGAUGUUGCUGGACCGUUGCUUACGAAGGACAACAAGAAAGUGUGGAUCGCAAUUUUCACCUGUGCGAUUUAUAGGGCAGUCCUAGGUCAUACAUCCUUAAAUUACCAGGAAAUUGAAACUGUUUUGUGUGAUUGUGAAAGUCAACUCAAUUCAAGACCCUUAACAUAUGUUAGCGAUGAUCCCGAUGAUUUAUGUCCUUUAACACCUAAUUUAUUCCUGAAAGACACUCGUACUAGUAGUACUACGGUCUUGGAUAGAUUAAAGCUAACUGACAAGACGGAAUUAAGCAAAAGACUUGUGUAUAGAAGAAGACUGAUGACAGAUUUACGAGCAAGAUUCCGUAGUGAAUAUCUGAGUCAGCUACAUCAUAGACUGACAGUUCGAAAGACAACAUACCAUCCUAAAGUUGGAGAUAUCAUCUUGAUUUGGAAUGAUAAUCACAAAAAAAUACAUUGGCCCUUGGGAAGAAUACUCUCAGUUUACUCUAGUAAAGAUGGACUGAUCAGAAGAGCCAAAGUUAAGACCAAAUCCGGAAUUCUGAUCAGACCAAUUGAAAAUCUCUGCCCAUUAGAACUGGACGAGGAGAAUCUCAACAGCGAAGAUCAGCUGCCAGAGACUUCUAAAGAUGAGCCAGAAAGAACAUCAUCGGACAUUCCUGAUUCAGUUCCUGCUACUACCAGAGUUGGACGUGUUGUUCUCCCACCAUCCAGAUUUGGACAAUGA
This is a messenger RNA of Parasteatoda tepidariorum (common house spider), 2424 nucleotides long. The record is from RefSeq and is a predicted model, not a curated record. NCBI's taxonomy places the organism in Eukaryota, Metazoa, Arthropoda, Arachnida, Araneae, Theridiidae.